UGCGCGGGGCGGAGGAGCGGCAGGCCGGGGGCGGACGGAGGUGGCGGCAGGCGCGCGCGGCGCCCCUCGGCCAGCAUGAGCACGAGCGGCGGCCCGGACCCGGUGGUGGUGGCCGCGGCGGCCCGGACCGCCAUAGGUUCCUUCAAUGGCUCCCUGUCGACCGUCCCCGUCCACGAGCUGGGUUCUACCGCUAUCAAAGAAGUCCUGAAGCGGGCCCGCGUCAGCCCCGACGAGGUGUCCGAGGUGAUAUUUGGACACGUUUUGGCCGCAGGCUGCGGCCAGAACCCGGCGCGGCAGGCCAGCGUGGCGGCCGGCCUCCCCUACGGCGUGCCCGCCUGGAGCUGCCAGAUGAUCUGCGGGUCGGGCCUGAAAGCCGUGUGCCUCGGGGCCCAGUCGGUGGCCCUGGGCGACGCCAGCGUGGUGGUGGCCGGCGGCAUGGAGAACAUGAGCAAGGCUCCUCACUUGGUUCACAUGAGAGUGGGCGUGAAGAUGGGGGAGACCCCUCUGAGAGACAGCAUCCUCUGCGACGGACUCACAGACGCCUUCUUCAACUACCACAUGGGGGUGACGGCGGAAAAUGUGGCCCAAAAAUGGCAAGUAAACCGAGAGGAGCAAGACCAACUUGCUGUUGUAUCCCAGAACAGGACGGAAGCUGCCCAGAAGGCAGGCUAUUUUGACAAAGAAAUCGUCCCUAUCCUGGUGCCCUCCAGAAAAGGUCCCGUGGAGGUGAGGGUGGAUGAGUUCCCUCGCCACGGGAGCACCGCCGAAGCCAUGUCCAAGCUCAAGCCCUACUUCCUGACGGACGGAACCGGCACCGUGACGCCGGCCAACGCCUCGGGGCUGAACGACGGCGCCGCGGCGGUGGUUCUCAUGAGGAAGUCGGAAGCGGAGCGGCGAGGUCUGGAUCCCCUGGCGCGCGUCGUCGCCUGGGCCCAAGCCGGCGUCGACCCCUCCGUCAUGGGCAUCGGGCCCAUCCCCGCCAUCCGGCAAGCGGUCGCUAAAGCCGGCUGGACCCUAGACGAGGUCGAUUUGUUUGAGAUCAACGAAGCCUUCGCUUCGGUCGCAGCAGCCAUCACCAAAGACCUGGGCUUGAACCCGGAGAAGGUCAACGUCCAGGGUGGCGCCAUCGCCCUGGGCCAUCCGCUGGGAGCGUCCGGUUGCCGCAUCCUGGUCACUCUCCUCUACGCCCUGGAGCGGACGGGCGGAAAGCGCGGCGUCGCAGCUCUGUGCGUCGGAGGAGGGAUGGCCGUAGCCAUGUGUGUGGAGAGAUAGAGCCGACGACUCUUUUUCCGUUACGGCCUCGUCUCCGGGGUAAUCGGAACGGGGGGGGGGGGGGGGGGGGGGUGAGGAGACGUCCCCUCCCUCAAGUAACCUUCCGGGCUUGGUCCCGGCCAUUCCAGGGGACCUCCCCCAAUAAUUGUGAAGAACCCGAUUUUAACAGCUUGCUUUAUUUUAACCCCGUAACCGCUCGGUGUAAGACGGAAGCGGGAGAGGGCACUACUGAGCCGUAGCCUUGUUAUAAAUAAAAAGGAAUCGCAUCAGUC
Molecule: messenger RNA, 1544 nt
Organism: Ornithorhynchus anatinus (platypus)
Lineage: Eukaryota; Metazoa; Chordata; Mammalia; Monotremata; Ornithorhynchidae
Gene: ACAT2
Product: acetyl-CoA acetyltransferase 2
Exons: 9
Coding region: 76-1272 (398 amino acids)
Biological process (GO): fatty acid beta-oxidation
Molecular function (GO): acetyl-CoA C-acetyltransferase activity
Source: RefSeq, a predicted model, not a curated record